Molecule: messenger RNA, 765 nt
Organism: Pantherophis guttatus
Lineage: Eukaryota; Metazoa; Chordata; Lepidosauria; Squamata; Colubridae
Gene: VMO1
Product: vitelline membrane outer layer 1 homolog
Source: RefSeq, a predicted model, not a curated record
GCAGAUGCCACUGGGCACCAUGGUGGCUCUCGGACUGUGGUUCUUGGUGGCAGGCCUGGCAGGAACUGGUGCUGCCGUGGAAAGCUGGCCUGCCAUUGGGGUGUCCAAUGGGGGGCCGUGGGGGCCCUGGGCCUGGCAGGAGAUGUGCCCCCAAGGGACCUAUGCCACAGGAUUCAGCCUCAAGGUGGAGCCUUAUCAAGGGCAGGCAAAAGACGACACGGCCCUGAAUGGCCUCCGGCUGCAUUGCGCGCGUGGCAGCCACGGUGGGAAGUCUGAGGCCAAAACAGUGGAGUCCCAGAGCAACGUGUGGGGCCACUGGACCAACCCCCUCUGGUGCCCCCCGGGCGGCUACCUGACUGGCUUCUCUCUGCGGGUGGAGCGUGUCCGGCGUGGCCUCAGCGACUACAUGGGCGCCACCAACAUCCGCUUUGCCUGCUCAGACGGGAAGGUCCUGGAGGGGCCAGGGCUGCCCUGGGGGGAGUACGGAGCCUGGAGCCCCUCCUGCCUCAAGGGCCUGUGUGGGAUCCAGACCAAGCAGGAGGCCAUCCGGGGGGUCCUGGUGGAUGACUCUGCCCUCAACGACAUCCGCUUCCUCUGCUGCACCCAGUGAGCCCACAGAGGCCUCAGCCGGAGCCCCGGCAGGGGGUCCCACCACCCAGCUUUCCCCAACCCCCAGUCUUCUGCCAAGACCCUUCGGAGCGGACGGAGGUUGCAACAGAGAGCGGCGUUUAUUUCUUGGGCUGCCAAUAAACCUGCAAGAUUGCC